AUGCCUCAACACACCGGCGCGCAAAAGAACGCCCGUUGGGUGAUGACCUACGGGGAUCGCAACCAGCACAAGAAUCUGAAGGCAACGUCGUCUCGCAUUCCCAGCGCAGCGGAGCAGGAAAAUCUAAAGAUAACUCCACAGGUUCUGCACAAUACCUGGUCGCAGGUUAUUAAGUGGGAGGAAAAAGGCGAAAAGCAGCAGGGAAGAAUCGCCGACUCGGCAGCUGCCACCUCUGGGGCAACCGCAAGUAAACCCGCGAAUAAAUCCUUCAGCGCAGUAGAGGUGCUUUGCGGCCGCAGCGCCGUGGGUAGCAAGUGGGGCUGGGUGGACGGGCAGCGCGUAUUUCUGGGAGGGAAGUUCUGAUUGAAUCAAGGUUCUUGUAGUGCCGUGUAAACUUGAACUUAUUGUAGAAUUUAAUCGACGAUAAACUGCUGCGACGAGAAAGUAAGUGAAGCUUCCCGCUUGUUUGCAGGAUUUUUUUUCAAAUUGAAAGAUCGCGAGCGAGGUGGUAAAAAUAGCUACCGAGAAGUAGGC
Messenger RNA from Amoebophrya sp. A120, 534 nucleotides. NCBI's taxonomy places the organism in Eukaryota, Dinophyceae, Syndiniales, Amoebophryaceae. The record is from the annotation of a GenBank genome assembly.